GUAGUGCUGUGACUGUUCAGCCAGGAGCCUGCGCUCUCAAUUCAGACCCAAGAAGACAGGACGGGACACUGCACACUUCUGCAAAAGGAAAACACACUAUCUAAAGCUAAAUUGCAGCAAUUUAGGACAACGGCAGCAAUGAAGACAACACUGGCAGCUCUGACUCUCUGCAUGGUGGUGCUCAUGGCCACAGGUUUCCCUUUCGAGAGGAAAGGGGGAUCACCCUCCGGCAGUGCUGCCAAGGAGAAGCGCGUACAGUACGCAGCGUGGGAUGAUGUAAAUGUCAUUGCCCAUGGCCUGCUGCAGCUGGGCCAGGGGCUGAAGGAGCAUGUGGACAAAACCAAAGUCCAGAUGAGGGACAUUUCCAGCAAGCUGAAGGUCUUCAAUCGCACUGUGACCGAGCUGGGGAAGGAAAGCCAGAAGCUGAGAGUGGAGGGGGAGGCCCUGAAGGCUCGGGCCCAGGGACUGGAGGACAGAGAGGGGCAGCUGCUGAAUGUCACAGCCGAGCUGAGGGAGAAGGCGGAGGAGAUGCAGCAGGAGAGGAGGACGAUGAGCGAGAGGGUGAGCCGGAUUGAGGAGAAGGUGGACAGCAUGCUGCAGGGAGACGCGGUGCUGCCGGACACGAACGCUGGUGCCAAGAACAACAGUGAUGCUCGCAACAUCCAGCUGAUGCUGGAGGCUCAGAACAGACGCAUUGAUGAUCUGGUGGAGCGGAUCAGACUCCAGCAGGAGAAACUCGACAAGCAGAAUGUGCGCAUCAGGACGCUGCAAAGUCAGAUCCAACUGUCACGACAUAGACCAGCCCCGCGGAGCAGCAACACUGACGGCUCCAUGCAAAGUGGCGUAGCGGAGCAACGCGACUCACCAGUCGAGAUGGCAUCAGACUGUCAUGAGCUGUUCCUGAGAGGAGAGACCACUAGCGGGGUCUACACCAUCCAGCCAAUAAAUUCAGAGCCCUUUAAAGUCUUCUGUGAGAUGACAGCUGAUGGCGGAUGGACAGUAAUCCAAAGGCGCCAAGAUGGCUCAGUGGACUUUGACCAGCUAUGGCAGGCCUACGAGAAAGGCUUUGGCAGCCUGAAUGGAGAGUUCUGGUUGGGUCUAGAAAAGAUCCACUCCAUUGCUAAAGAUGGUGGCUACAUCCUCAACAUCAAGCUCUCCGACUGGGGUGAUGACUUAGCGUCUAUCCGCCUCCCCUUCCGUCUGGGCGGUGAGGAAACCAAGUACUCGCUCCAGAUUCAGGAGGCCGGCGCUUUCAGUGCCUUGGAAAGCUCCCUGGGGACUGACGCCACCUCCGGCCUGCCUUUUUCCACCAGCGACCAAGACAACGACCUGAAAAAUGACACCAACUGUGCCAAGCAUCUCUCAGGUGGCUGGUGGUUCAGUAACUGCGGACGCUCCAACCUAAACGGUAGAUACUUUCAGAGCCCUCCUCCCAAGCAGCGGCACCAGAGGAAGCAGGGCAUCUUCUGGAAGUCCUGGAGGGGCCGCUACUACCCUCUGAAGUCCAGCAUGGUGAUGAUCGCCCCUGCUGCAAUCGAAAACAAGUCAUAAAGAAUAGAAGAGACAGAUAGAAAAAGUCAAGACAAAGAGAAUGGGGGAGAAAGAAGUAGAUUUUGGACUAUUCCUUCUUUUCUUGGUGCUUAGUUGAUGAGGUAGAGGUUUCCACUUUCCCUGUUUGCCUCCCUGCGAGGAAAUAGAAGCAAAAAGACCUCACAUUAAAUGAGUUCCAGGUUUCCACUGCUCUGUGCUCUUGAAAGAUGAGCAGAUUUCUCCCCUGCACCUAGAGCCACAGAUGGAAAAAGAGAUCAAAGGUACAGUGGCAAAUUUUUCACAUGUUGUACCACUGCAGUUGAUUCCUUCUGUUGGCACGAAGCAGGAGCCCCUAGUCAGGAGAGCGUCACAGGGCGAGCCCCGGCCCGUCCACUGUGCUGUAAGCCACAAAGGAUUUCCAACAAGUCGAGACUCGUCACCAGAUUUGUGGUUUCAACUGUGUAUGAGGGCUGUUGUUGAGUUUAAAUGUGGUUUUGUAGCAAGUGAACCGAAUUGUCAGCUCAAAAAUAGAUUAAGAAUUGUUCUUAUUUAGUAAAGGAUGCAUGUAGGAAUGAAAUGCAGGCCAAUUAAGCAACCUUUUAAACCUAAUGGUGCGGACCAUGGUGACUUAAUUAAAACUCAUUUUCCACAUGAACAUGAUGAGAUAAGUGUUCAAAAGCAUUAUGUAAAGUUAUAAAUCACUGUAAACUAGGAUUACGUUGCAGACUGAUGUUGGAAAGCAGUUCGUGGGGCACUGAAAACCAUUUCAGCCUUUUGUACAAUAUAUUUUCUGCCUGCAAUUUUGAAUCAAAUUAAGCAUAUUCUUCACUAACUUAAAUUUUUCUGUGGAGACUUUGAUGAUGUUAAGUCAUAUUGACUUCUUUUAAGAUGAAGGACAUGGUUUUGUACAUAGUUUAUGAAGGAAUGUCAUCUGUCUUUAUAUUAUAUAACUGUUACUGAGUUAUCUGUUGUCCUCGUGACUUGAGAGUUUGUUAUUGUAGAUGUUCCCUUUUCUUAUUUAAAUACCGUAAAGAAUCAAUAUAUAUAUUUCUGGUGCUGCCUGUUUGUAAUUUAUAUUGUCUUUGUUGUGUUUGCCAGAUGUAAAAUUGUUUUUUUUAAAUAGAAAAUAACCAUUUUAUGGCCAUAAUGAGCCAAUAAAAUUGAUUUAAACUAA
This is a messenger RNA of Siniperca chuatsi (mandarin fish), 2704 nucleotides long. RefSeq names its product angiopoietin-like 4 (gene angptl4). The record is from RefSeq and is a predicted model, not a curated record. Gene Ontology annotation, molecular function: enzyme inhibitor activity. The transcript has 7 exons. Gene Ontology annotation, biological process: triglyceride homeostasis. Bases 139 to 1551 code for a protein of 470 amino acids. NCBI's taxonomy places the organism in Eukaryota, Metazoa, Chordata, Actinopteri, Centrarchiformes, Sinipercidae.